This is a messenger RNA of Labrus bergylta (ballan wrasse), 1507 nucleotides long. RefSeq names its product E3 ubiquitin-protein ligase TRIM47. The record is from RefSeq and is a predicted model, not a curated record. Gene Ontology annotation, molecular function: protein binding; zinc ion binding. Lineage: Eukaryota; Metazoa; Chordata; Actinopteri; Labriformes; Labridae.
UUGGAACAGUCAAAAACAGUUCAACACAGUUCAGUUUGAACAGAAAGACACAGAUAGGCUGACAACUGGGCAGAGCGCUCCAUUAACAAGAUAUGGCCACAGACAGCAGUUUCUUGUCUGAAGAUCAGUUCAUGUGCUCCAUCUGUCUGGAAGUUUUCACCGAGCCUGUUUCUAUCCCAUGUGGACACAACUUCUGUAAGGCCUGUAUCAGCCAGCACUGGGAAGGCAAGGAGCUGUGUAAGUGUCCCCUGUGCAAUGAGAAAUUCAGCAAAGGGCUCAAACUUUGUGUCAACACGGCAUUCAGAGAUGUAGUGGAGAACUUCAAGAAGAGACUAAAUGAGAUAUCUAACAAUGAUGCUCCAGCCAAAGCAGGGCAGGUUGAAUGUGACUGCUGCCUGGGCACAAAGUUUAAAGCCUCUAAAACUUGUUUGGUGUGUUUGACUUCAUUUUGUGAGACACACCUCGAACCUCAUCGGAAAGUGGCUGCCCUACAGGGACACAAACUGACUAACGCUAUCCACAACCUGGAGGACAAAAUCUGUAAGAAACACAACAGGAUUCUGGAGCUCUUCUGCAGGAACGACCUGACUCGUAUUUGUGUUCAUUGUACAGAGCAUAGCGCUCAUGACACUGUCCCUUUAGAGGAAGCAUAUGUGGACAAGUCGGCUCAGAUGGUGAUUCAAAAAGUGGAAGUACAGGAAGUUAAACGGAGGCGGGGAAAGAAGGGUCAGAAGUCUAAAAUGCAGACCACGAGAAAAGCCAAAGAUGAGGCAAUAGAAGAACAAAGCCAAUGUUGCUUUUUUCAAUGCCUACCUGGCAAUAUGGGUUGUUCUGAAGGGAGAUUCUGCUAUCACGUUCAGCUCCCAAGAGGCACCGACUGGUUUUUAGGAGUAGUUAGAGAGUCAUUAUUAAGGAAAAAGAGCAUCCAAAUUAACCCUAGGACUGGAAGCUGGAUCAUAAAGUAUAUUCAUAAAUGUGGCUGUGGCAUUGCUCUACAUAAAAAACCUGUUGUGUUUGGCUUCACGAAAAAACCUGAGAGAAUCAUGGUGUGUGUAGACUAUGACAACGGAUUAGUGUCCUUCAGUGAUGCAGAAACUGGCACCCCCAUUUACUCUUUCACUGGCUGCAAAUUCCAAGAGAGAAUUUUUCUGUUCUGUGGUCAAGACAAUUCUGGCUGGAUACAAUGGCUACAAAUGAAGGUUCAGACCAUGAAUCCUCGGGAUGUCUUAUUAUGCUUUCUUUUUAUUAUAUUUUUUCUGAUUUUAUUUUCACAAAAUUAAACGUCACAUCAUGUUUUACCAGAGCGUAUUUCAAACCAUUCUCAUCAAAUCUGAAUACAGUCAGAACUAAUCAUGAAAGACUCAUCUUUUUAAGGGCAAUGUAAGUAAGUUCUGUGUAAAGGAAGUUUUAUCGUUUUAUCAGUGUAUCAGUUUUACGUUUAAAAAAAAGGGUGAAUGUAUGUUUAAAAUCUUUUGAAACAUUGAAAUAAAAUAACAUGUUAUUGCUA